Messenger RNA from Nematolebias whitei (Rio pearlfish), 2010 nucleotides. It is a transcript of the gene nacc1a, whose product is annotated as nucleus accumbens-associated protein 1. Gene Ontology annotation, biological process: regulation of transcription by RNA polymerase II. Lineage: Eukaryota; Metazoa; Chordata; Actinopteri; Cyprinodontiformes; Rivulidae. The transcript is spliced from 8 exons. Gene Ontology annotation, molecular function: protein binding; DNA-binding transcription factor activity, RNA polymerase II-specific; RNA polymerase II cis-regulatory region sequence-specific DNA binding. The record is from RefSeq and is a predicted model, not a curated record. The coding region runs from base 216 to 1928 and encodes 570 amino acids.
UGGGAUUCUGAACGGCGCUCGAUGGCUCUGCUAUCGCUGCUCCGCUCUCACUGAAUGGCGGCCGGGAGCGAGGAGGAGGAAAACCCGGGAGGCAGAGCGCUGUGUCUCCUCCUUUGAACUAAAGUUAAAAAAAAAAAAAAAAGGAAAGAAAACAUCUGCAUCACCAGCUUCCCCAGCGAGGCGCUAAAACCUUUGGUGGUGUGCGUAGGCGCACCAUGGCCCAAACCCUCCAGAUGGCGAUCCCAAACUUUGGCAACAACAUUUUAGAGUGUCUGAACGAGCAGAGGCUGCAGGGCCUCUACUGCGAUGUCUCCGUUGUGGUCAAGGGCCACACCUUCAAGGCUCAUCGAGCUGUUCUGGCUGCCAGCAGCUCGUAUUUCCGGGACCUUUUCAGCAGCAGCAGCAAUGGUUCGGGCGGUAACGGCAACGAGACGAGCCCCACUGUAGUCGAGCUUCCACCGGCUGUGCAGCCUCAGAGCUUUCAGCAGAUUCUGGCUUUCUGCUACACAGGUCGCCUCAGCAUGACAGUGGGAGACCAGUUUCUCCUCAUGUACACUGCUGGCUUCCUUCAGAUCCAGCAAAUCAUGGAAAAAGGCACUGAAUUUUUCCUCAAGGUAUCCUCCCCUAGCUGUGACUCCCAGGGCCUUCACGCAGAGGAAACCCCACCAUCUGAGCCCCAGAGCCCCGUGACGCUGACCGGUAACGGCGCGGUCAGGCCUCCCUCCUGCCUCACUCCGCUACCUCUUGUUUCACGAGUCAAAGCGGAGCAGCCAGCCAACCAGACAGAAGCAGCCGCUCCUUAUUCUGUAGUUUGUACCCCCGUAGCCAAGCGGCUGUGGGAGGGUGGCAGCAGCCGAGAUGGAGGAGGCGGAGGCUCGGGCGGAGGAGGAGGGGCCAGAAAAGCAGCCCGUUACUCCCAGGAAGCAGUGCGGGGCAGUGCGAUCCAAAGCCCCGGAGCUCUUGGACUGGCCAUGGGCAUGAAUGCUACCACAACAAGCCUGGCGGGGAUGGUGUCCGGUGGCGGGAGUAGCGGAAGCGCCAGCACCAACGGGAACUCUGCAACAGGGCUCGGCGUGUCCGAGGGUGCCAGCCCCGGGACUCUGAGUACCUAUGCUAGUGACUCACCCAUCAGCUACCAUGACGAUGAAGAGGAAGAAGAGGGGACAGAUGAAAGUGCUGAAGAGCAGUACAGGCAAAUCUGCAACAUGUAUACCAUGUACAGUAUGCUCAACAUGGGUGCUGCAGCUGGCGAGCGGGUGGAGGCUCUACCAGACCACACAGAGACCCGGGGCCGGAUGAGAGGCCGAGACCUUACGUGUCUCCCUGCAGAACUCAUUGCUCAGAUAGGCAACCGCUGUCAUCCCAAACUGUACGAGGAAGGAGACCCUGCUGAGAAGCUCGAGUUAGUCUCAGGUACUUCUGUGUACAUUUCACGAGCGCAGCUCAUGAACUGUCAUGUGAGUGCUGGGACUAGACACAAGGUGCUGCUGAGAAGGCUGCUGGCUGCCUUCUUUGACAGGAAUACUCUGGCUAACAGCUGCGGAACGGGGAUCCGAUCGUCCACCAACGACCCGAGCCGCAAGCCCCUGGACAACAGAGUGCUCCAUGCUGUCAAAUUUUAUUGCCAGAAUUUUGCCACCAGCUUCAAAGAGAGCGAGAUGAACGCCAUCGCAGCGGACAUGUGCACCAACGCCCGCCGCGUGGUGCGGAAGAGCUGGAUACCCAAGCUGAAGCUGCUGAUGGCCGAGAGCGACGCCUACUCUGCCUUCCUUCCCGACGGUGUCAAGACGGAGGACGACACACUGGGGGUAGAUCCGGGCUUCGAUCCUGGCUCGCUGGAAAACACGGCUGCGAUCGGUAUGGAGUCCGGCGGCUCUUCUGGUGAAUCUCUGCAAGGUGUCGGCGCGGAUGGAGGGCCAUUAUUUUGAACAUGCGGCUCGGGGAAGGUGGAAGUCUGGCGACACGCCUACCUGUAUUCCCCCAGUUGUGCUUGCCUCCUCACUUUUGGGC